Molecule: messenger RNA, 1344 nt
Organism: Adineta ricciae
Lineage: Eukaryota; Metazoa; Rotifera; Eurotatoria; Adinetida; Adinetidae
Source: the annotation of a GenBank genome assembly
AUGCUCCGUAUGUACGUAGUUGAUCGACAGAUGGAAUGGAAUAGGUCUAAUUAUCUCCGAUUAGCAUUGUUAUUGUUGUUGUUUAUUUUUACCGUUUAUUAUAUAUUAGUUCAAAGUAAUAGUUAUGAGCUCAGAAGCACAGUUCAAGUACUUUAUCGAAUUCUCAAUCGAAGUCGAAUCGUUGAUCUAUUGGGAUUAGAUGCGAAUAUUACUACAACGAUUACUCCCAACCAACAGGUAAAUGUCACGACAACUCUUAUGUCGUCUGUUACGACAAUGACUGCAAUUCUUCAUAAAAAUGAAAAACCUGCAGUUUCUCCUACUACUACUGCGCCUACUGGGCUUCCGACCACUCUUGAUCCAGCAUUACUUGUAGUUGAACGACCUCCUCCGGCUUCGCGUUUGAAACAGAACAAUGACAUGAAAAGUUCUAUAGCUGUCUUUGUUUUUCACACAAAACAUCAUGUUCUAGCAGAUGCACAGAUCUAUCUUGUUCGGAAACUUGCUGUCAAUUUAGCUGCUGUUGAAUUAUUUGUUGAUGAUGUUCCAUCAGAAGAUAUGCUCAAGGUUGCGAAGUCUCAUAAAGCUAAUCUUCAUAACUAUCCCAUUGAAAAACACCAAAAUACACGUAGUGGAUCAGAUCGAAAUACGGCUGUUGUUAAUUGGGCUUUAGCUAGACGUGCAAAGCACUAUCUUGGAAACGGUACUGCUAUUCUUUUACUGGAUGGUGAUGUGUUUCCUCUAAGUCCAUUUGAUUCUAUUACAUUACUCAAUUCUCGUGAUGUCGUUUGUCGAAAACAUCCCGCCUCAUUCGCACGAUACUGUUGGAUUGGACUGAUCUGUAUAGGACCACAGCUGUAUGAUACAAUUGAUAAUUUCGAUGUUUCACAAAUGAUACGUAAUGGAUACGCUUACGAUUCUGGUGGAAAAACUGUCGAAUACUUUUUAAAAUAUCCGAAUGCAUCUUUCUCAUGGAUGAAAGAAACGAUCUUUAUUACACAGGAUAAAAAUCUCUUUUGGGGCGCAUUUGAUAAUGAUAUUCAAUGGAUUAGAAGGAAUUUCUAUGCAUGUGACAAGUGUGGAGCGGAAGUAUUUGUUUCACCAUUUAAUAAUAGUAACGCAGUAUUUUAUCAUAUGAUUAGCGCCACAUCGGAGUGGAGAUUUCCUCAUCAGAACCCACGACGACAGGCAAUUAAUGAUGCGAUCAUGAAUUCACCAUAUGGACCAAAUAAUAAUUUUUCGAUAGACCAUAUCUAUUCGUCCGUAGAAAAAGUGAAAAAAAUGAGAUGGAUACCAUACUUUGGCAAUCUAACUUGUGAAAAUGUAUGCAAAGGUCGAUACUAG